CGGACUAGGUCAACUUCCAAGACCUUUUUCCAUUUGACCAUUUCGGGACCAACCUAGAACUAACUUGCAUUAACUGCAUUCGUCUCGUCUGCGCAUCGGGGCAUCUGGGCGUCUGGGCUGAGCAUCUACUGUACCUUACCUAGGUACACAGCGAUAUGUUAGAGGGUAUCCCACAGGUAUCCCAUCCGUCAGAUCCGACGCGCGCCUCGCCUUGCCUUGCUCUGCCUUACCUUACCUCGAACGACUUCUUACCCAUCCAUAAAAUGUUAUUCCCACAUUUAUCAGCUUCGUCAGAGGUUGAUGAACUACCACUGGCCGAAUUGGCUGGCUAGUUAGUUGGCUGGUUUCUUUCUUAACCACCUAAUUGAUACCUACAUCUAGGUACUUACCACAAAUUGCUUAUCCAGCUUGAAAGAGAAAGGAGAAGAGGCGGGAAAAAAAAAAAGAAAGUCGAAUUUCCGAAGACGAUUUAUACGCUUUCAGAUGCUUACCAACAUCCACAACCGCGGCAUCGUGUCGGCUUUCUUAGGCUUCUUGGUGUGUUACACUCUGAUCGCCGCCUAUCUGCGAACCAAAUGCUAUCGUGAUCCAUCGUCGCUCUUCUUUAACCCCGAAUACGCUCGCGUCUUGACCUAUUCUUCUUUCCGCAAAGCGCAAGCCCAUAAGUUUGGGGAUUUAGCAGCCUUGCACGUCCCGACGAAAUGGGCCAACUCGACCGCUCCUGAGUUAUGCAUCGGCGUCGCAUCGGUAAGCCGCAAUAAGUUCUCUUACUUAAAAGAAACACUCGGGUCCAUACUCGAAGGACUAGACGAUCUCGAGAGGCAGCGCAUCUACCUCGUCGUCUUUCUCGCCCAUACCAACCAAUCCCGACAUGAAGCUUUCCGUCAACCUUGGCUCCUCAAUAUGGCCGACAAACUCCCAACCUACCCGGACGAUCCCGAAACCACGAGCCUUGUGCGGCAACUCGAGUCCGACGGGAAUUACGAAGUCCACGCCCGAAAGCAAAAGAUUGACUAUUCCGUGCUCUUGGACGAAUGCGCUAAGGUCAAUCCCAAAUAUACCAUGACUUUGGAAGACGAUGUGAUCGCAUUGGAUGGCUGGUAUCACCGGGCUCUCAGCGCCCUACAGACCGCCAUGAAGAAGACCCGUGAGCUUGGUCGAAAUGACUUUCUCUACCUGCGCGUGUUUUAUGACGGACGACUUCUCGGCUGGAACAGCGAAGAAUGGCCGUUGUAUGUCGAGUCUAGCAUUGCGGUUUUGAUCGUCGAGAUAACCAUCUUAGUGGCCCUUCGCUGGCGCGUCGCCGCUAUGCGCAAAGCUCUGACGCUCUCAGUUAUCUUCAUCCUCUGUGGCGUGUGUACUCCUAUGCUGAUCGGCCUUUUCUUCGCAGCCGGCCGUAAUUGCAUGCUCCCAAUCACACCAGGUGUCCACCUCAUGCAUCAGUAUGGAUGUUGUGCGCAGGGGCUUGUAUUCCCUCAACGUCAGGUUGUCAACCACUUGCUUCCCUUGUAUCGCGAUACCCAAGAUAAUCACGCCGCUGUCGAUACGUUCCUUGAGGACUGGGCUAAUAGCCACGAUAGCCUGCGCUGGGCCGUUACGCCGGUUCUGAUCCAACAUGUCGGUGGGAAGAGUUCGCAUGGCGCGGGUGAUCAAGAGUCUGGUUUGCUCACUGACGAUAUGCCUUUCGACUAUUCUUUCGAGACAAAUGACCCGAUCAAGCUCGCUAAGGAGCAUCGGGCUUGGGUUGCGCAGAUGUCGGAACGAAGCACGAAAUAACAAUAGAACAAAAAGAAAAUAUACACUAAUUUGCUUUCAUCGAAACAUGACCGGCGAUGUUUUGAAAAUAAUGUUUUAAGGGAUGCGUAUAGACGUGUAUAUAUUAUUGGCUGGGGAAUUGUUAUUACCUAGGUAGGUAGCUAGGGAUGGGGGAGAAAUGUGGUCUUCCGACAGGAAAUUAUGAUUGAUGAAAGUACCCACGUUGAUCGGCGCUGUCGUAGGUUCACCGUAAAACCAUGCAAUAACGUGGUCCCCAGAUGGAAACGUCACCGAAAUUGAAUCGGGUAUUACCUAGACCGAUAAUCAUUAUACAUAUGCAGUCUUGCCGCCCCAUUCCAUAGGCUGAUAGACCGAGUCGCUAUGGCAUCCUACCCGGCCUUGCAGCGAUUGGACUUUGAUACCCCAAUACCUUACUCGAGAGAUCUCGAGGGAUCUUGAGUAGGCGACACCAGACUUGAGUUUGAAUACCGAGGUAUACUACCCAAUAAUCCUUGUUUGAGGGUAUAUUAAAUUUUAU
This is a messenger RNA of Hypoxylon trugodes, 2293 nucleotides long. RefSeq lists its product as uncharacterized. Gene Ontology annotation, cellular component: Golgi membrane. Gene Ontology annotation, molecular function: glycosyltransferase activity. The transcript is spliced from 2 exons. NCBI's taxonomy places the organism in Eukaryota, Fungi, Ascomycota, Sordariomycetes, Xylariales, Hypoxylaceae. Gene Ontology annotation, biological process: GPI anchor biosynthetic process. The record is from RefSeq and is a predicted model, not a curated record. The coding region runs from base 484 to 1776 and encodes 430 amino acids.